Glycine soja is the source of this 1487-nucleotide messenger RNA. RefSeq names its product probable tRNA N6-adenosine threonylcarbamoyltransferase. Gene Ontology annotation, biological process: tRNA threonylcarbamoyladenosine modification. The record is from RefSeq and is a predicted model, not a curated record. Gene Ontology annotation, cellular component: cytoplasm; EKC/KEOPS complex. Bases 116 to 1174 code for a protein of 352 amino acids. The transcript has 5 exons. Lineage: Eukaryota; Viridiplantae; Streptophyta; Magnoliopsida; Fabales; Fabaceae.
CUCCAUAAUUUUCUUAAAACCCCCUUUGAACCCUAACGCCCAGCAGUACAGCAUCGUCGCCGUCAACACACCCUCCGUCUGCCGGCGUCGCACCUCGCACGAAGCCACAGUGAAAAUGAAGAGAAUGAUAGCGUUGGGAUUUGAGGGUUCAGCAAACAAGAUUGGUGUUGGGGUAGUGACCUUAGAUGGCACAAUUCUGUCAAACCCACGCCACACAUACAUCACCCCUCCUGGUCAAGGCUUUCUUCCCAGAGAGACAGCACAGCACCACCUACAACACGUUCUUCCCCUCGUCAAAUCCGCUUUGGAAGUCGCACAAAUCGCUCCGCAGGACAUUGACUGCCUCUGCUACACCAAGGGUCCCGGCAUGGGAGCUCCUUUGCAAGUCUCCGCCAUUGUUGUCCGUGUUCUCUCACAGCUUUGGAAGAAGCCGAUUGUUGCUGUCAAUCACUGCGUGGCACACAUCGAGAUGGGAAGGAUUGUAACCGGUGCUGAUGACCCUGUUGUCUUGUAUGUUAGUGGUGGCAACACUCAAGUCAUUGCUUACAGCGAGGGGCGUUAUAGAAUCUUUGGAGAAACUAUUGACAUUGCUGUGGGGAAUUGCUUGGAUCGCUUUGCAAGGGUCUUGACGCUUUCCAAUGAUCCAAGCCCCGGAUAUAACAUUGAGCAGCUUGCAAAAAAAGGAGAGAAGUUUAUAGACCUGCCUUAUACUGUUAAAGGGAUGGAUGUAUCUUUUAGUGGAAUAUUGAGCUAUAUUGAAGCAACCGCUGCUGAAAAGCUAAAGAAUAAUGAGUGCACUCCUGCGGACUUGUGCUACUCUCUGCAGGAGACACUGUUUGCCAUGCUUGUGGAGAUAACGGAGCGGGCUAUGGCUCAUUGUGACACGAAAGAUGUGCUUAUAGUUGGUGGUGUAGGUUGCAAUGAGCGGUUGCAAGAGAUGAUGAGAAUCAUGUGCUCUGAACGCGGCGGAAGAUUGUUUGCCACCGAUGAUAGAUAUUGCAUUGAUAAUGGAGCAAUGAUAGCUUAUACUGGCCUCCUUGAAUUUGCUCAUGGUGCAUCAACUCCACUAGAGGAUUCUACGUUCACCCAGCGGUUCCGGACAGAUGAAGUGAAAGCAAUAUGGAGAGAAGCAAAUUUGGAAAAUUUGAAUGGGCUUGCAGAGAAGAGUAUUUGAUUUGUCAAUCUUGAGGUUUGAGCCUGAGUGCUCAUCAGUUUGUCUAAACCAAUGUCUAUGGAAAGCCUUUGCAGUUUGUCCUGGUAUUGGUGACUUUGCAGUAACUCUUUAUCUCUCUUAGGACAUAUACUGGUCUAAAACUUAUCCAUGUAAUAUCUAUGUGUUCACUAAGGCAGUCAAUCUUUAGGCUUUGUUUAUGUAUUGGCCUGCAGAUCAAGUUUGCCUCUGCAUUUCACUAUUGGUGACAAGCACUGAAAAAUUAUGAAACAUAACAUUUUCAGCAUAUCAAGUAAUUAGGUUGGUCUUUGGAGAA